Molecule: messenger RNA, 2290 nt
Organism: Leptopilina heterotoma
Lineage: Eukaryota; Metazoa; Arthropoda; Insecta; Hymenoptera; Figitidae
Gene: BHD
Product: folliculin
Exons: 8
Coding region: 284-1777 (497 amino acids)
Biological process (GO): positive regulation of GTPase activity; negative regulation of transcription by RNA polymerase II; positive regulation of TORC1 signaling
Cellular component (GO): cytosol
Molecular function (GO): GTPase activator activity
Source: RefSeq, a predicted model, not a curated record
UCUAUGUAUAAUUUAAUGCAAAUUGAAUUGCAGACGACUCUUUUUGAUGUUGUUGAAAAUGUAGGCUUUGUUAUUUAUCGUGAAAACGUCAUGUGUCAUUAGUCUUUAUUUUUGUUUGUCACGUGAGAAAGCUGAUAAACUCAAGUCCCCUAGUGGUCAUUAUUUCACCCGAUUUUAAUUAGUACAAAGGUAAUGUUAAAACCAAAGAAACGUCGAAAAAAUAUUCAGGCUCAGCCUUGAGUUUCGAGAAUUAUUGAAACUAUUCCGUCUAAUAGCAAAAGAAAUGAAUGCAGCAAUAGCUCUUUGCAGUUUCUGUGAAAUGCAUGGACCAAAAAUCAUAUUCACCACACAAACAUAUAAAAAUAAUGAUAAUCAAAAUGUGGAAAAACUUAAAUUUUACGGACCAAAGGAAAUUUUUACAAAAAAUUCAUCUCCUCAAUCUGAAGUGCAACAAGAUUGUGGAGGUUGUCAUAGUUUAGGUGACUUAAAAUAUUUGAGUAAUGAACACGAAACGAGAACAUCAUUUCUAUCGGCACAACAAUCAUUAUUGAUUGAUAUUGAUAAUUUAUUGAAACAUGCUUGUAUUAGGAGUUUAAGUUGCGAGGUACACCCAGGAAAGGAAGGUGUUUGUUAUUUUGGAGACGAUAAUCGAGGACAUGUUUUAAGUCACACAUUUACCCUGAAGGAUGCUCAAGCAAGAGGUUUUAGACGUUGGUGUAGUUUCAUUGUUUUUAUGCGUGAUAAACAAUUCCUGUUGAAUAUGUGGCCUUUUCUUGUCGAUAAUUUGAAGGAAGUGAUACGAGAAUUACAAGACUAUGCCGAGAGAAACUACAAUAUUGAAGAAGCCGAAUGUCCACAAAGAGCCGUUCGUCUUUCAAAUGCCAAUAAUGGAACCUCGUCACAAGCGAACGCGAAUAAAUAUCCUAGAACUCUCACUAAAAUUACAAACGAAAAACACGUUUAUGUCAGAAUUCAUAUGUGGCUAGUGUGGAUUCUGAGUGCUGGAGCAAGACAUUUUGUUGAAGUUUUACCAUUCAGUCUGCUCGACGAUAAAAUGAAUUUUAAUCUCAAAGAUAAUAUAGGAGGUCCUACUGGAUAUAUGUUAUUCAAUGCCAAGUUACCAGUGACUUUAAAUUUAGACUUAGACGUUCCUCAAAUUGAUGAAGUUACGAAUACGUGUCCAACGACAAUUUUACGUAACUUAAGGGAAGUUCUUGGAAGGGAACAAUUUAGGCAAAUUUUAUUCGCCGUACUCACUGGCGUACAAGUAUUAGUUCGAGGUCCAAAAUUGCCAACUCUCAAAUCUUUAUACAGUCUUUGCUCUCUUGUACCGAAAGCAUGUCGAAGAGUACAAAUACAAGCUGUUCAAUAUUUAGAUUCUAAUGUUUGCAAUUUCAUUGGUGUGGAUACUACAAUUGCGGUUCCAUUGCCUUGUUCUCAUGUAUGUCGACUUGAUAUAAUUCCUCCUGAGCAUAGGACGGAAAAUUCUCAAUCACACGUUAUCAGAUGGACAGGAGUGUUACCACCGAAACUACCGACACUUUUAAUUAAAAUGGAAAAGUCCAUUGAGAACGAAAAUCUCACGGACUCGGUUUUAAGAUCUCAUUUUGCAGCUUUACAAGAGGAAUGGGCAAAUAUUGCGAAAGUACUUCAUACAAUGAGAGGAAGAGGCUGUAGAGGAGAUCUUCCCGGAUUAAUGUUGAGCUUGGGCGCGGGACCACAAGAUCAAAAACUACUGGAUGUAUGGUCAAUGGGAUUACCUUCAAAUCCAGCAUAAUGCGCAAAAUUUUUUCUUUUUUGUAUAAAUGUAUAGUCUAUUCAGUUAAGGUUGUGUUUAUUAUAGCAAAUAUUAUUGAAAAAAUAAUUUUUUGCAGUAGCUUGAAUGAAUGAUUAUGAUAAGCACAAAAAAAAUUAAUGCUCUAAAAAUGUAGCUUAUAAGAAAUUAGCUUCUCAAUUUGUGAUUUUAAAAUCUAUUUUGAUAUGUAAUGUAAAUCUAGUUCCUUCUCAAAAAAAAGUAUCAAAUGAAAGUGAGAAACAAAAGUAUACGUAAAAAGCAAAAAUUAAAUUAAAAACAUGUGUAAUAUGGAAAAAUGGCUAAUAUUAGUUUGAAUUUUAAAUUAAUUCUUUAAGGAGAUAAUAUUUUCAAUUUUAAAAGAAUUUUUAAACAUAGAAAAUUUUUACUAGAAAGAAUGUUGGAAAUGUGGGAAAAAAUUGUUAAUAUGAAGAGUAUUCUAUUCUGUAAUUUAGUGUGUUCAAAACUUGUUAUAAGAAUUUGUUUCUACUUAGUAGA